AUGAUGGAGGAGAUGCCAUUCUCCUGCCAGCUCAGGCUGCUGGAAUCAGAUUCUGCUGCUCAGAGGGUGAGGGUAACCUCAGAAUCUCAUGGGCUGGGAAGAUUUGACGAAGCAACGCAAGCCUCAGCCCUCCAAGCGCCUGGCCCGGGGUAUGUGACCCACGUUGUUACGGUGAGCACCUCUCUUCCUGCCCCUGCAGGGCUCCCACAGGCUCUGGCAGAGUCAUCCUCAUCACCCCCAGGAGUGGCAGUGACCCAUCUGGCACAGCCUGAGAAGAACGCGGGUGGAAUGGGCGCCCGUGAGGCUGCUAACACGGAGCCCACCAGGCAAGCAGCCUCAUGCAAGUCAGAGGAGGCGGGGAGUGCAGCUGAGCCCCCAGCAGGCGUGCGGUCCAUCAUAAAGCGCAGAGAGGAGUCCGCAGACCCCGCGGCCCACCGGAGGAGCCUGCAGUUUGUGGGGGUCAAUGGCGGGUACGAGUCCUCAUCUGAGGACUCUAGCACAGCAGAGAACUUUUCAGACAACGAGAGCACGGAGAGUGAGACCCCAGAGCCAAAGGAGAAGGUUCCAAGUGUGGCCGAAGCCCCCCAGCUCAGGCCCUCGGGGACGGCGGUGGCCAAGAGUAGCCAGGAGGAGAGCCAGCUAUCUCGGGAGUCUCAGCAGGCGCCCGUGGCAGAGGGCGCGUCAGGAGCGAAUGCAGAGGAGGAGAUCCGGAUGGAGCUAAGCCCCGACCUCAUCUCAGCCUGCCUGGCCCUGGAAAAGUACCUGGACAACCCCAAUGCCCUCACUGAGCGGGAGCUGAAAGUGGCCUACACGACGGUGCUGCAGGAAUGGCUGCGCCUGGCCUGUCGCAGCGACGCCCACCCCGAGCUCGUGCGACGCCACCUGGUCACCUUCCGGGCCAUGUCGGCGCGCCUGCUGGACUAUGUGGUCAACAUCGCCGACAGCAACGGCAACACGGCUCUGCACUACUCUGUGUCUCACGCCAACUUUCCCGUGGUGCGGCAGCUGCUUGACAGUGGUGUGUGUCAGGUGGACAAGCAGAACCGUGCUGGCUACAGCCCCAUCAUGCUCACCGCCCUGGCUACCCUGAAGACCCAGGAUGACAUCGAGACCAUCCUGCAGCUCUUCCGGCUCGGAAACGUCAAUGCCAAAGCCAGCCAGGCGGGGCAGACCGCCCUGAUGCUGGCCGUCAGCCACGGGCGGGUGGACGUGGUCAAAGCUCUGCUGGCCUGUGAAGCGGACGUCAACCAGCAGGAUGACGACGGCUCCACGGCUCUCAUGUGCGCCUGUGAGCACGGCCACAAGGAGAUCACGGGCCUCCUGCUGGCUGUGCCCAGCUGCGACAUCUCACUCACUGACCGCGACGGGAGCACCGCUUUGAUGGUGGCCUUGGACGCCGGGCAGAGUGAAAUUGCGUCCAUGCUGUACUCUCGCAUGAACAUCAAGUGCUCGGUGAGUGUCAGCCCUGGCGGGGGUGCGGGGAGGGGGGACGCUCUUCGAGGGGCCGAUGGUUAGGAAGGGCUGGGGCCGUAUGGGGCCCAUGCAUGUUGAACCUUCCUGGUGCCCCCGUGAGGAAAUGAGGCACAGACAGCUGAGAAUACAUGAUAGUAUUUGAACCUGGACCUGUCUGGUUCCAAAGGCUGGCUCUUAAUUACCAUUCACUCAUUCGAGAAAUAUUUACAGAACACCUGCUGCAUGACAGACCCUGGGGGCCACAGCCCCAAACCAAAGAGGAAACGGUUUCUGCCCCCACAGAGCAGGCAGAUACAAAAUAAACAAAUCAGUGUACCAUGACCAGGUGAUAGUAACUACUGGAAAGAAAUCUGAAACAGGAUAGGAGGGGACAGUGAGAGAUGGGGAGGUGCUGCAGACGUCGGGGAGUGAGCUGUGUGGCUGUCCAGGCAGAGGGAACCUGCAAAGGCCCUGAGGCGGGAGCGUGCUCGGUGUGUUUGAGGAGCAUCAGGGAGAUGAGAGCAAGGAGGUGACACCGUAGAUCAUGCAGGCCCUUGUGGGCCACAGUGAGGCCUUUGGCUUCUGCUCGAAGCAUGUCAGUGUAUAUUCAAGGCCUUGAGAUGUCUCCCCGUAAAGAAACCUAAACUGCGUCUAACUCGGCAUCGCUCUUAUUUGAGCACAGAAACCAGGGUUUUUAAGAAAUGAUGCGUGUUAGCAGAACACUCUCUGGAAGCCUAAGAGGAGGAUAAUUUUGAUACUUGCUGUAUCAUAAGCGCCUGAUGGAGGAGAGAGGCGUUCCAGUCUGAAGGGGGAGACAGAGGCACUCCUCAUAGGUCUCUAAAGCGAUACCCUUGUCUGACGGAGGAGACAAGCUCUUCCAGUCUGAGGGACCGUGCUCUAGGUGCCUCUCAGCCAUGAUUUCUUGAACCCUCCACAAGAGCCUGAUUCAGCUGCAUAAAGUACUGUUAUCUUUUCCGUUUUUCAGGUGGGGAAACUGAGGCUUAGAAUAUUUACACCCCCGGCCCAAAGUCUCACAGAUAGGAAUGGGGGAGGCCCCGAGAGCCGUCUGUCUCCAGACCUAGGGCAGGAAACUCACGUUCCUCCUCACUCUGCCUUGCCCUUGCCUCCCUGAGGCAUGUCUGCAGCCUGGCUCGAGGGUGGCAUGGUAGGUGUUGACCACAGUGACCCCCCCCCCCAAAUAGUCCAGGAGAGCGAGGGUCACUGAGAUAAGCCCUCCGUCGCCCACGUGACUUCCAGGUUCUUACUGAGGCUCUAGGUUUUCCCAGCUUCAUUCCCCAGAAUGUUUGGACACCUGGGACUCAGUUGUUGUGCUCAGGGCAUCACCUGGGGAUCAGCUCGGCCUCAGUUUCUUCAACUGAAAGAUGGGGGUGAUAGGGCCAGGUGAUGAGCUGUUGUCUGAUGUGUGGUCCCGCUCCCAGGGGCUCCUGAGGGCCAGACCCCAGUCCUCCAUCAUUGUCUACCUAGACCACUGUUACUGCCUCCACCCUGGCUCCCACCCUCACUGCUGCCUCCAGUCUGUACCUGCCCCC
Molecule: messenger RNA, 3002 nt
Organism: Leptonychotes weddellii (Weddell seal)
Lineage: Eukaryota; Metazoa; Chordata; Mammalia; Carnivora; Phocidae
Source: RefSeq, a predicted model, not a curated record